UCCGCGAGUUUAUAAACGCUUUCUCCUCCACUUCCACUCUAUCCUCAACACACACCAGACACACACACACGGGGGAAUCAAUGGAGUGUAGAGUGAAACCCCAGACCCUUUCGCUACUAACACGAACUCCGAUUUUCCCUCUCUCUCCGUGCGCCGUCGGAAUCCUCCGCAGUGAAUUCCUCGGCAGCGGCCACAAUCUCAGGCUGCAGCGGCGGAGAUGCAAAAAAUCGCGGCAUAAACACCAGUCUGAUAAUUGCAAGUUUCUCUUCAAAGCCUCGCUCGAAUCGCAGCCGAUUUUUGUAAUCGCCGCCGCAGUUGCCACCGUUUCUGCCAUGACUGUCGUUUAUUUUUCUUAUUCGAGAAAACUAUUUAAUAUCGCACAGAUGUCAGGAGAGCUAACUCUUGCAUUAUCCGAACAAAUAAGAAGUAUGACGAGCUGGAUUCUAACAUCACAUAUUGUUGAUAAGAAAAAAUCUACUGACGGGAGCAAAAAUUUAACGACAGAAACUAGAGAAAAUAUUCAAGCAGAUAAAAAUUCAAGUGCUGAGAUCAAGAUUGGGGAAACUGCUGUGACUCCUGGAGGAGCACUCAUCGUAGAGGCAACUCGAUUUCAGUCUAAUAACGUUGCUUCAAGUGGUCAUGACAGUCUAACCUUCCAGACAUCUGAAACUUUGGAGAUAUCAUCUGCGCCUUCUUUGUUCUCCAACAUCGGUGCCCAACCAUUUUCCAGGGAAGCUUGUGAAGUGCACCGAAACGCACAUGUACACACCAAUUCAGUUGAUUCUGAGUUGUCCACUUCAGUAAUGCAAGUAAAUUUAGGUGCUGCACUUUCUUCAGCAAAUCACGUACAGGAAGAAUCAGAUAAACUUAGUAGACUAAAGUUUGAAUAUCUCGAAGAGGAUGUUAUAAACAACUUGGACCUCAUUUUCCGAGACUCUGUUCGUAGAGAGCUGUACACAAUUAACGAGGCAUCUUUGGAAAAGUUGGAUAACGUGGAACCAUUGUCAUCUUGUGCUACCCUUUCGAAGAAAAUCAACCAUAUAUCCCACUUGAACAAGUCUUUGGCAAAAGGAUCAAAUCUUACUGCACGCAAUGUGAUAUUACCUACGGACACAGAGAAGUUUGAAGAUGAAAAACUUCUUGGAUAUCGCAGUGGAGUCUUUCUUUCCCAGCAGCAGGACUCAAGAAAUAGGAAAGACUCGAGAAAUAGGAAAGAGUUAAAAAAGAAGGACACAAACAUUUCUCAUCAAAAUGAAUCGAAAAACUUAUCCCCAUCUUCUGAUCCCGAGGACAAGCAUAACAAUAACAAGCAAAAUCGUUCAUGGCAAUUACGUGUAUAUGACCAACUUUUGCGGGAAGGCAGGCUAAACGACUGCAUAGAAUUGCUUGAAGAUUUGGAACAGAACAGUUUGUUGGAUAUGGAUAAGGUUUAUCAUGCCAGGUUUUUUGAUGUAUGCAAGUCUCAGAAAGCUGUUAAGGAGGCAUCCCGCUUCAUUAGACUUAUCUCAAAUCCGACCCUGAGUACAUUUAAUAUGUUUAUGUCUGUUUGCGCUAGCUCCCAAGAUUCAGAAGGUGCAUUUCAAGUUCUAAAACAUGUUCAGGAGGUUGGACUGAAAGCCGACUGCAAACUUUACACUACAUUGAUUUCAACUUGUGCUAAAAGUGGUAAAGUGGAUACGAUGUUCAAGGUUUUCCAUGAAAUGGUAAAUGCUGGAGUUGAACCAAAUCUCCACACAUAUGGUGCACUCAUUGAUGGUUGUGCUAAAGCUGGUCAAGUUGCUAAGGCUUUUGGUGCCUAUGGAAUACUCAGAUCAAAGAAUGUGAAGCCAGACCGAGUAGUAUUCAAUGCACUUAUCACUGCAUGCGGUCAAUCAGGUGCAGUGGAUCGUGCAUUUGAUGUAUUAGCUGAAAUGAGGGCAGAGAUACAACCCAUAGAACCUGAUCACAUCACUAUUGGUGCUCUGAUGAAGGCUUGUGCUAGAGCUGAUGAGGUUGAUCGGGCGAGAGAGGUCUACAAUAUGAUUCAUGAGUUUGGCAUCCGCGGCACUGCGGAGCUUUACACUAUUGCCGUGAACAGCUGUAGUCACCAUGGGGAUUGGGAGUUUGCUUGCAGUGUCUAUGAUGACAUGAUAAAAAAAGGUGUCGCUCCUGAUGAGAUGUUUAUAAGCGCAUUGAUAGAUGUCGCGGGGCAUGCUGGAAAAGUGGAUGCUGCAUUUGAAAUCCUACAAGAAGCUAGGGCUAAAGGAAUGCGCAUUGGAAUCAUAUCGUACAGCUCCUUGAUGGGAGCCUGUAGCAAUGCUAGCGAUUGGAAGAAGGCACUGGAGCUGUAUGAGGUCACUAAGAGAAUGAAGCUGAAGCCGACAGUCUCAAUGAUGAAUGCCUUGAUAACUGCUUUGUGUGAUGCGGAUCAACUGCAAAAGGCCAUGGAAAGUUUAUCUGAAAUGAAGAGCGUCGGUUUAUGCCCAAAUACCAUAACUUACUCCAUUCUUUUAGUGGCUUGUGAAAAAAAGGAUGAUCUAGAAGCUGGCCUCAUGCUUAUUUCUCAAGCAAAAAAGGACAAAGUCACUCCUAACCUUGUAAUGUGCCGGUGCCUCAUAGGUAUGUGCUUACGGAGAUUCCAAGCAGCUUGUACAGUGGGCGAGCCUGUACUAUCUUUCAGCUCGGGUCAAGUUCAGCUUAACAGUAAAUGGACAUCCUUGGCGUUGAUGGUUUACAGGGAAACAAUCAUGGCCGGUGUGACACCUACUAUGGAUGAACUUUCGCAAGUUCUGGGAUGCCUAAAGCUCCCUCAUGACGCAUCUAUAAAAAAUAGGCUCAUUGAGAAUCUUGGAGUGAACACUAUUGCAUCAAAAGGUGCAAGCCUUUAUUCCUUGAUUGAUGGAUUUGGGGAAUAUGAUCCCCGCGCUUUUUCUUUAGUUGAGGAGGCUGCUUCUCUUGGAACUAUACCAGUUGUUUCUUUGAAAGAAAGCCCGAUUGUUGUUGAUGUGAGAGAUUUUCAAUUCCAUACAGCUGAGGUGUACCUAUUGACGGUUCUGAAAGGUCUCAAGCAUCGCUUGGCUGCUGGUGUAAAGUUGCCUAAUGUACUUGUUCUGCUGCCCGUCGAACCGACACAGAUUCAGACUUCUGCAGGGGAGAAAAUGAUUAAUUUUGCGGACAGGAGAAGCCAAGCAUUGGCAGCUCUACUGAGGAGACUCGGACUAUCUUAUCAAGGAAAUGAAUCAUUCGGAAAGAUGAAACUAAAUGGUCUUACCAUAAGAAUGUGGUUACAGCCGGAGCUUGGUACUCCUUUCGGUGGAAAGAAAAUAGAUCGGGGCCCACCCCUUAGACGUCUAGGCUCAGACCUAAGCCGUCAACGGCAAAAAAUCAGAACUGGCCAUUUGUCGUUUUAAUGAGAAAUAUGGCGAAAUUUUCUUUAGUAUUUUCAAGGAAGAAGCGCGGAAAUAUGUUGCGGGGAGUAUUUUGUACAUGAGCUGGAAACCCUUGAGAGGGUUUGAGCUAUUCAGAGUUGAAGCACACAGUUCUUAAGGAUUUUUAUUUAUUUUUAAUUUUAUUUUUUUGGAGUUCUAUGAGUUCAAAUUGGAAGGGUAUAUAUUGUCAGUGAAAAUAAGGAUGGCAUCUCUGCGAGUACGGUUGGUCGUGUUGUAAUGUAUGCAGUAUUGAACAAAUACAGUGCCAUUUUGACUGUGCGAUUCUUUUCUAUAAUGAAUGUGGCAGUCAAUAAUUAUGGGAACUCUCCAGAA
This is a messenger RNA of Erythranthe guttata (spotted monkey flower), 3740 nucleotides long. It is a transcript of the gene MRL1, whose product is annotated as Pentatricopeptide repeat (PPR) superfamily protein. The record is from RefSeq and is a predicted model, not a curated record. Lineage: Eukaryota; Viridiplantae; Streptophyta; Magnoliopsida; Lamiales; Phrymaceae. Gene Ontology annotation, molecular function: protein binding.